AGCAUCCCCGCGUCGGCUCCAGUGGGAUCCCUGCUCCUCUCCCGAGCCAGAGCAGCCCCAUAACUUUGCUAUCCCUCCUUCAAACAAGCCACCAUGAGCAGGCAGGCGCCCACGGUGAGAUCCGUCCUGGGACGAAGAGGUUUCAGCUCGGCUUCGGAGAUUUGCGGUCGAAGCUACGCCGCGUCCGCCAGCCAACCUGCGCGRUGCGGAGCGGGUGCCUACAGCAGCAGGAGCGUCUGCAACCUGGGYGGCAGCAGGAGGAUCUCCUACGGCACCGGCUGCUUCGGGGACAUGGGAUUUGGAGGAGCGGGCUACGGGAACGUUGCGGGAGGAAGGAUGGGGUUGUGCGGUCCCCGGGGAUACAGCAUCGUGCGGGGUUACCCCGAGCGYAAAGCCGACGGCAUCCAAGGCAUCUGCAUCGAUGAGCGGCUGCUGAAGCCACUCUGCGUCGGGGUGGACCCGCUGGAACACGAGAUACGCUGCCAGGAGAAGGAGCAGAUCAAGACGCUCAACACGCAGUUUGCCUGUUUCAUUGAUAAGGUCCGAUUCCUGGAGCAGCAGAACAAAGUGCUGGAGACCAARUGGGGCCUCCUGCAGCAAUAUGUGCUGCCAAAAAAAGGGAAAAACCUGGAAUUGUACUUCGAGAAUUACAUCUGCGACCUGCGGAAGCGCCUGGACUGUUUGCUGUGCGAAAAGCAGAAGCUGGGCAGYGAAGMAUGUGCCACGAGCCAGCUGGUGGAGGAGUUCAAGUGCAAGUAUGAAGAGGAAAUCAACAGGCGCACAACUGUGGAGAAUGAGUUYGUGGCACUCAAAAAGGAUGCAGACUGCAUCUUCUUGAACAAGGAAGAGCUGGAGGUGAAGGUGGAUCUGCUGAGGAGGCAGCUGGAGCUGCUGAAAUGUGUGUUUGAGGAGGAACGCGCUCAGGUCGAUCGCCAGCUCUGCGACACCUCGGUCAUCGUCAAGAUGGACAACAACCGGGACCUGGACAUGGAGAGCAUCAUCAAGAACGUCGAGUGCUGGUACCAGGAGAUCGCCCAGAAGAGCAAAGAGGAAGUCGAUGCUUUCUACCAGACCAGGUUUCAGGAGCUGCAGGACAAGAGAGGGAAAUACUGUGAUGACCUGCAGAGCAACAAGUGUGAGAUUUCAGAGCUGACCCGGAUGAUCCAGAAGCUGCAGUGUGAGCUGGAGAGCGUCAAGAAGCAGGUCUCCUGCCUGCAAACCUCCAUUUGUGACGUUGAGCAGCGUGGGGACUGCGCCCUCAAAGAUGCCCGGGAGAAGCACAUCGAGCUGCAGAACGCUCUGCAGAAGGCCAAGGACGAGCUGGCCUGCAUGCUGCGGGACUACCAGGAGCUGCUCAACGUCAAGCUGGCCCUGGACAUCGAGAUUGCCACCUACAAGACUCUGCUGGAGGGUGAAGAGAGCAGGAUAUGUGUGGGCAACCCCGUGAGCGUGUGUAAGUACUGCACGUUUUCUACCAUGAAGAUUUCUUUUUUUAGGGAAGAUACCUUUGGGAGCAGCAUUAUCUCUUUACCCCAGAUCCCUCUGCCUCCCUUUUCCCGUUCUGUAAAGUUAAGCCCCAGAAAUCUCAAAAACCUCCAAAGUUUAAAAGAAAUAAUCAGCUUUUGGAGUGAGGGGAGAAGGUCAAAUUCAAGACCCUUUUUUACUUUUGGAGGUAACAGGGAGAUGCUCUGGUGACCACGGGAUGUGUUUUGAAUUUUGAAGGGAACACAGCACCAUCAGCAUGGGAAGGGGAGGGACACGAGGAGGAGCUGGAAGGAGCAGGGGCUCGGGCACAGAUCGGG
Messenger RNA from Malurus melanocephalus (red-backed fairy wren), 1802 nucleotides. RefSeq names its product keratin, type II cytoskeletal 4-like. Gene Ontology annotation, molecular function: structural constituent of skin epidermis. Gene Ontology annotation, biological process: keratinization; intermediate filament organization. Gene Ontology annotation, cellular component: keratin filament. Bases 94 to 1695 code for a protein of 533 amino acids. The transcript is spliced from 8 exons. NCBI's taxonomy places the organism in Eukaryota, Metazoa, Chordata, Aves, Passeriformes, Maluridae. The record is from RefSeq and is a predicted model, not a curated record.